GACUUGCAGAGUUUGGACAAGAGCUCCCGACACGGCAGCUGAGCUGAGCUCCUUCAAACUUCAGAACAAGAGUGUGAGAAGCUCAGAAGGUCCAAAAGGGCGGUGGAGGUCACAUUGAAGGGAGCGAGAGCAUCUGUGACAGCAUCUAAACUUUUCCACCGUUUUUCUCCUUUAAACAAAAGGACGACAAUAUUGGCUUUUUCAUCACUAUCUUGUUACUGUUUUUAGCGAGCCAAUGUCUCUCCCUUUACCUCAAGAUUCAUCCUGAGGUUCUGAGCGGAGACACGAACUAUUACAACUUUGUUGGCGACAAGUCAUAGACCGUUCGGUCUGAAAAUGGGCAUCAAGCGUGUGCCAUUGUUGCUUGUGCAGGUACUUCUCCUGGUGGCUGUGUCCUCCGGGCAGAACACGGGGACCGAGGGGACAAAAGAGGAGAUCCCAGAAGGAGCGUCCACCCUGGCGUUCGUCUUUGAUGUCACCGGCUCCAUGUACGAUGAUCUCGUGCAGGUUAUUGAAGGGGCAUCCAAGAUUUUGGAGAUGUCGCAGAGUAGAACAAAGAGACCCCUCUACAACUAUGCAUUGGUUCCUUUCCACGACCCGGAAAUAGGACCGGUAACCAUCACAACGGAUCCAAAGAAGUUUCAGUUUGAACUGAGGGAGCUGUACGUCCAGGGAGGUGGAGACUGCCCAGAAAUGAGCAUUGGCGCCAUCAAGAUCGCCCUGGAGAUCUCCCUGCCAGGGUCCUUCAUUUACGUGUUCACAGAUGCUCGAUCCAAAGACUACAAGCUGACCCAGGAGGUCCUGCAGCUCAUCCAGCAGAAACAGUCUCAGGUGGUGUUUGUGCUGACAGGGGACUGUGAUGACCGGGCUCACAUUGGGUACAAGGUCUACGAAGAGAUCGCCUCCACCAGCUCUGGACAGGUGUUCCACCUGGACAAGAAACAAGUCAACGAGGUGUUGAAAUGGGUGGAAGAGGCAGUGCAGUCGUCCAAGGUCCACCUGCUGUCCACUGACCACUACAACGGGGUCAGCAACACCUGGCCGAUCCCCUUUGACCCCAGCCUGAAGGAGGUCACUGUGGCACUCAGCGGCCCCGCACCUGACAUCGAGAUACGCAACCCCCAGGGGAAGCUCGUCGGGAAGAGCGAUGGUCUGACGGAACUCCUGCACAUUCCUAACUCUGCCAGAGUCGUCAACAUCAAGGAUCCGGAGCCUGGAAUGUGGUCCAUUAAGACGUCUAGCGAGGGCAGACACUCAGUCCGGAUCUCAGGAGUCAGCACCAUCGACUUCCGGGCCGGAUUUUCCAGGAAGCCAACUCUGGACUUCAAGAUGACCUCCAGCCGGCCAGUUCAAGGUAUCGCCACUUACAUCCUGCUGAACACCACAGGGCUGUCCCAUCCGGCGCGAGCUGAUAGGCUGGAGCUUGUAUCAAUCACAGGCGGUGUGAUUAAGACUCUCCCAGUGCGGUACUAUCCCAACACUGGGACGGGAAGUCCCCUGACAGGAACCAUCUGGAACAUCACAGAGUUUGUCCCGCCGAAAGAGGCCUUCUUCCUGCGGGUCACAGGUUAUGACAAGGACGGCUUCCUGUUCCAGAGGGUCUCCAGUGUGUCCUUCUCCAGUAUUGUUCCUGAUGCACCUAAGGUUCUGAUGCCCCCCACCACCCCGGGGUACUACCUGCAGAGAGGGACCAUCUCCUGCCAGGUAGACAGCCUCCUCCCCUUCACCCUGCGCUUCACCAGGGAGGGGAAAAGCCUGGGUGUCGAUCAGCUCUUCAGGGAGUCAGCCAAUGCAUUGUGGGAGCUGGCCCAGGUGACUCUGACGGAUGAGGGCUUCUACGAGUGCAUCGCCAUCAGCAACGCUGGGACAGGGCACGCCCGAACCUUCCUGGAUGUCUCAGAGCCCCCUCCAGCAAUCACAGUGGGCGGUAAUGUGACAGCAACUCCAGGUUCCAGUGUUGUUCUGACCUGCCAUGUGGCCAGUACGGUCCAGUUCAACCUGAGCUGGCACAGAGGGGGUGUGGACGCCCGGCUAGACCCCCGCCGGCGCCCCCUGGCCAACCUCUCACUGGACAUAAACUCCAUUGGCCCCGACGACGCCGGCUGGUACGAGUGUGUCGCCACCAACGAGGGAGGAGUUUCAAUCGAACGCAUCUACCUCAUCGUGCAAGAGCCCCCCCAGGUGUCAGUGGACCCCCGGCACCAGACCUUUACCACGGGACAGGAAGUGAGGAUCAGGUGCUCGGCCAGAGGUUACCCCACCCCCCACCUGGUCUGGACACACAACGACAUGUUCCUCAUGGGUUCCAGCAGACACAGAAUGACCCCUGAUGGGAGUCUGAUCAUCAGGAACAUGGAACAGAAGGAUGCUGGGGUGUACGGCUGUCUGGCCAGCAACCUGGCUGGGACAGACACUCAAACAUCCGUCCUCACCUAUAACGAGUCCCCUGUGGUGAUCGUGGUGCUGAGUGAGAUUCUGAUUGGUCUAGGAGAAACCACCAUCUUGGCAUGCUCCGCCUCAGGGAUCCCCCAGCCGGAGAUCAGGUGGUUCAAAGGCGACCUGCAGCUGCGGCCAUCAUCCUACAUGGAUAUUGACCCCCUGGGAGGGACUCUGACGAUCAAGGAGACACAGGACGUUGACGCGGGGGACUACACCUGUGUGGCUGCGAACCCUUCAGGAACCUCCUCACCUGGGAAGAUCACCCUGGAUGUAGGAUCUGCACCCCAGUUCACCAGAGAACCGUCUGACGUGGCGGUGGACAUUGGCUCUAACGUGACCCUGCCGUGCCACGUGCAGGGGUACCCCGAACCCCAGAUCACCUGGAGGAGGGAGGACAACACACCCAUCUUCACCAGACGCCCCACACACAGCACCAUCACACAGAAGACAGGAGGGGACCUGCAAAUCAGCAAUCUGUGGGUGGAGGAUGAGACGGUGUAUGUGUGUGAGGCCCAGAACCAGUUUGGGAGGAUCCAGACACACGCCAGAGUCACUGUCACCGGACUGGUGUCCCCGGUGAUUGGCAACAGUCCGGGGGUGCUGAAUGUGAUCAAGGAGCAGCAGGUGACUCUGCCCUGUGUGCUGCUGGCGGGAAACCCCCUACCUGAGAGACGCUGGCUACACAACCACGGCCUGGUGAGCUCCAGCCCGUAUGUGACGGUGCGUAGAGACAGCAGCCUGCAUAUAGAACACGUUCGUCUGGAGGACGGAGGGCAAUACACCUGCCUGGCAGAGAACGUGCUGGGCUCCAGCAACCGCACCACCACCCUCAACAUCUAUGUGAUGCCUACCAUCCAACAUGGCCCUCAGGUCUUCAGUACCAUAGAGGGCACCCCCAUCUCCCUACCCUGUCGUGCCGACGGAGUGCCCACGCCCGACAUCACCUGGUCCAAGCGAGGGGAGCUGUUGAACGUCGGUGGUCUGUCUUUCUCUCUGGGGUCUGACGGCAGCCUCCACAUCACCUCCCCCACCGGGGAAGAGUCUGGGGAGUUUGUCUGCACUGCAACCAACGCAGCCGGCUACAGGUCCAAGAAGGUCCAGCUCACUGUCUACGUGCGUCCCAGGCAGAGCGGGGUCUCUGGAGGGGUGGGGAGCAACGGUGGGGCCCUGGAGGUGUCUGUCAUCGAGGGAGAGGACGUGACCCUGCCCUGUGAGGUCCAAAGUAUCCCCCCUCCAAUCAUCACCUGGGCCAAGGAGAAACAGCUCAUCUCCCCCUUCUCACCCAGACACACCCAGCUGCCCUCUGGUUCCAUGAAGAUCCUGGAGAGCCGGGUGUCAGAUAGUGGUCUGUACGUGUGUGUGGCCUCUAACAUCGCAGGCAACUUCACCCAGAACAUUCUCCUCAGUGUCCUCGUGCCCCCCAGUAUCCAAGCUGGCCCGAGGGUGUUGAAGGUGCAGGUGGAGCAUCCUGUGGAUAUUCCCUGCGUGGCACGGGGGGUUCCACAGCCCUUCCUGGCCUGGCUGAAGGAUGGCGCCGCCCUGGUGGUGGACGGGACACAGUAUAGGACCUCCCUCGAUGGCUCUCUGACCUUAGGCCAGGUGGGGCUGAGUGAUCAAGGGACUUACACCUGCCUGGCCACCAGCAUCGCUGGAACAGACCAGGCCAAUAUACAGCUGCAGGUGCAAGUUCCCCCCGUGGUUGAUGUCCUGGAGCCCCCCUUCAACAGCCCCCACCAGGAGAGAGUAGCAAACCAGCGCAUCGCCUUCCCCUGCCCAGCCAAAGGCACUCCUACCCCCGUGAUCAAGUGGUUGCGUAACGGUCAGGAGCUGACAGGGAACGAACCCGGUCUGACCAUCAUGGAGGAUGGAACCCUUCUCAUACUGGCAUCGGUGUCUCAGCUGGACAACGGAGAGUAUGUCUGCACUGCCGCCAAUGAGGCUGGCACCACCCAGAAGAAGUACCAGCUCAAAGUCAACGUGCCCCCAGAUCUCCGUGACAACGGGUCGCCGGGCAACGUGUCGGUGGUUCUGAACCAGCCCACCAACCUGGUGUGUGAUGUCACAGGAAGUCCUGUUCCCGUCAUCACCUGGUACAAGGAUGGCGUUCCUGUGGUUCCCAGUAGCAGUGUUCAGAUCUUGCAGCGUGGGAAGACCCUGAGGCUAUUGAAGGCCACCAUGGCAGACACAGGAAGUUAUAGCUGCAAGGCCAUAAACAUCGCAGGAAGUACAGAGAAGGACUUCCUUCUGGAAGUGCUGGUCCCCCCCACCAUCGUAGGGACUGGCUCCCCUCGGGAUGUGUCGGCAGUGCUCAACCAGGAGAUCAGUCUGGACUGUAAGGUCAAAGGAACUCCCUUUCCCACAAUCCAGUGGUACAAAGACAGGAAACUGGUGUUCCUAGGUGACCCAAACAUAGAGGUCAGCAACAAGGGCCAGACAUUGAAAAUAAAGAGUGCUCGCCUCGGAGACCAGGCACACUACCAGUGUAGUGUCACCAACGCAGCGGGCAAACAGACCAAAGACUUCAACCUCAGUGUCUACGUCCCUCCCACUAUAAAGGGUGGUAACGUGACCUCAGAGGUCACCACCCUCCUGGAUAAUGUAGUAAUGCUGGAGUGUGAGGCGCGCGGCGUUCCGCUCCCCGCUAUCACCUGGUACCGUAACGGAGAGGCCAUCCUGUCCAGCUACCAGGCACAGUACGUGGACCGAGGUCACUUCCUGCGAAUCCCACGCGCCCAGGCAUCUGACACUGGUCAGUUCAGCUGCAGGGUCACCAGUGUGGCGGGCACUGCAGAGAAGAACUUUGAGCUGGACGUGUACCUUCCUCCUUCCAUCAAGGGGGGGCAGGACACCGCUACAGAGAGAAAGGUGGUACUCACUAAGCCCCUUAACCUGGAGUGUGAGGUAGGGGGGCACCCUCCUCCCACCCUGACAUGGUUGAAGGAUGGCGUACCCGUCCGGAAUGGGGAGAGCAUAAACAUUCUGGAGCAAGGCCGGAAAAUCGAGAUCCUCUCUGCUUCUGUGUCCGACGCCGGCCGCUAUGUCUGCGUGGCAACCAGCGUUGCCGGGGAGAAGGAGAUCAACUAUGACGUCAGUGUCCUAGUUCCCCCUGUGGUGGAGGGAGGGGAGGAGGUCACAGACACCACGGUCAUCAUCAACAACCUCCUGGAACUAGAGUGUCGUGCCACGGGAACACCUUCACCCAUUCUCACGUGGUUUAAGGACGGUCAGCCGGUCAGGCAGGGUGAGGGGGUGAGGGUCACGGCUAACGGCCGUCGGCUGGUCAUCUCUCGGCCCCAGGUCUCAGACACGGCACGCUUCCAGUGUGUGGCAACCAACGAGGCUGGAGACCAUAAGAGGGACUUCAAUGUGGUCGUCCAUGUCCCUCCAUCUAUCCGCUCCACCGGUGCCUCUGAGAGGUCUGUGGUCCUCCACAAGCCCAUCAGCCUCCAGUGUGUUCCCAAUGGCACCCCUCUCCCCAGCAUCACCUGGCUCAAAGAUGGCCGCCCUGUGGACACCGCCCAGGAGCACCUGAAGCUGGAGGCGGCCGGUAGGACACUGCAUAUCACGGAGGCCAGACUAGAGGAUGCUGGGAGAUAUACAUGUGUGGCAACGAACGCAGCAGGAGAGACCCAGCAACACAUCCGCCUCAGUGUCCAUGAGCCUCCAAGUGUCCCUUAUUCUGGAGAGACCUUCAAUGAGACCAUCAUAGCAGGCUACCCCAUCCAGUUGGAGUGCAAGGCCACAGGGAGUCCAGUUCCUGCCAUUACCUGGUACAAGGACGGUCGCCCUCUAACCAGCGCAGCCGGGGUGACCAUCCUGAAGCGCGGUCAGCUGCUGGAGAUCGACCGUGCUCAGCUGUCCGACGCCGGGCUGUACCGGUGUAUAGCGGUCAACGUGGCCGGAACCUCAGAGCUCUCUCACAGGCUGCAGGUGUACGUGCCCCCUGCCAUCUCCAGCCGCAGUGCCAUGGUGACGGUGGUGGUGAACGACCCUGCCAGGCUGGAGUGUGAGGCCACCGGCGUUCCUCUGCCAAGUCUCACCUGGCUCAAAGAUGGCAGCCCUGUUGCCAGUGUCUCCGAUGGCAUACAGGUGUUGUCCGGUGGUACAGUGCUGUCUCUCAGCAGUGCUCAGGUCAGUGAUACAGGGAAGUACACCUGUGUGGCCGUCAACGCAGGAGGAGAGCAGCAGAGAGAAUAUGACCUGAGGGUGUACGUGCCACCCAACAUCAUGGGUGAGGAGGUGAAUGCCACUGUAAUGCUGGGUCGCUCGGUAGAGCUGCGUUGCCAGAGUGACGCGAUCCCUCCUCCCACUCUGUCCUGGCGCAAAGAUGGCCGCCCGCUCUUCAGGAAGCCAGGACUGACCGUGUCGGAGGAUGGGAGUGUGCUGAAGAUUGACAGUGCUCAGGUGCAGGACUCCGGCAGAUACACCUGUGAGGCCACCAAUAUCGCUGGCAAGACUGAGAAGAACUACAACCUCAAUGUCUGGGUCUCUCCCAGUAUCCGGGGUUCAGAGGAUGUGUCUCCCAUGACAGUGAUUGAGGGAAGUCUGAUCACUCUGGUGUGUGAGUCCAGUGGCAUUCCACCGCCCAGCCUCACCUGGCGCAAGAACGGUUCAGAGUUGAAGUCGGACUCGAGGGUCCGGGCCCUGUCGGGGGGUCGUCAGCUACAGAUCUCCGGUGUUGAGAGGACAGACUCCGCCUCUUACACCUGCAUCGCCUCCAACGCCGCCGGCAACGCAGCCAAGGAGUACAGCCUGCAGGUGUAUGUCCGCCCUUCCAUCAGACUCAGUGAGGGGACCGCAGGAAAUGACAUCACCAUGACGAGGGGAGGAGACAUCACCCUGCAGUGCGAGGCUGACGGCGUGCCCCGCCCAGCGGUCACAUGGCUGAAGGACGGUAGACCAAUCACAGGCCAGCGUGGGGCUCAGGUGCUAAAUGAGGGGCGGCUACUACAAAUCAAGGACGCCAAGGUUUCGGACACGGGGCGCUACACGUGUGUGGCGGUGAAUGUGGCGGGACAGGCCGACAGCAAGCAUGAUGUCAACGUACACGUCCCCCCCAGUAUCAGUGGUCAGACCCAGGUCCCAGAGAAUGUGAGUGUGGUGGUGAACAACCCUGUGGCUCUGACCUGUGAGGCCUCCGGCAUCCCCCUUCCUGCUAUCACCUGGCUGAAGGACGGACGGCCAAUCAGAGCCUCCAGCUCUGUCCGCGUCCUCUCAGGAGGGCGGAGCCUUCGUCUGAUGCACGCAGCAGUGGAGGAUGCUGGGAGAUACAGCUGCAUUGUGUCCAACACGGCCGGAGAGGAGAGGAAGAACUUUGACCUGGACAUCCUGGUCCCCCCUAGCAUUGUGGAUGAAGGCACGGUGCAGGAUGCCAAGGUCAAGGAGAAACACAACGUGACCCUGACCUGUGAGGUUGCAGGUAACCCAGUGCCGGAGAUCACCUGGCUGAAGGACGGACAGUCAUUAGGGACAGACAGACGUCACCAGGUGUUGUCUCACGGACGGUACCUGCAGAUAUCUGGUGCCCAGGUGGAUGACACGGGCAGGUACAGCUGCCUGGCACACAACAGAGCAGGAGACCGCAGCAGACACUUCAACCUCAAUGUACUGGUGUCUCCCACCAUCGUGGGCUCAGGUCCCGAGGGUUCGGCUGAAGAGGUGACAGUCACCCUGAGCAGCCCCACGUCUCUGGUGUGUGAGGUGCAGUCCUACCCCCCUGCCCUCAUCACAUGGCUCAAGGAUGGGACGCCGUUGGAGUCCAGCCACAACGUCCGAGUGCUGCCAGGUGGGCGGACCCUGCAGAUCCUGAACGCCAAGGAGGAGGAUGCUGGGAGGUACACAUGUGUGGCCACUAAUGAGGCUGGAGACAGCCUGAAGAACUACGAGGUCAAAGUUUACAUUCCUCCCCAAAUCAAUAAGAAUGAUGUCCCAGGUGAGGGGCUGGCCCCCAAGGAGGUCAAGAUAAAGGUCAACAACACUCUGACCCUGGAGUGUGAGGCUCAGGCCAUCCCUACACCCUCACUGCAAUGGUACAAAGACGGACAGGUGCUAAGGGCAGAUGACCAUGUGACAAUUAAUGCCAACGGUCGUACUGUCAGGAUCAAACAUGCUCAGGUGUCCGACACUGGACGCUACACCUGCGUAGCAACCAACAUCGCCGGGGAGGACGAGAAGGACUUUGAUAUAAAUAUACAAGUCCCUCCUAGUUUCCAGCGUCCCGGGGGGGUGGGAGAUACCACCUCGACACCAGGCACUGGGGGUGAUGUUAAGGAUGUGGUACUAAACAACCCUAUCUCUCUGUACUGUGAGACCAACGCUGUUCCCCCGCCCAUACUCACCUGGUACAAAGAUGGACGCCCAAUGGCCUCCAACGAAAACGUGCUCAUCAUGCCUGGUGGGCGAGUGCUGCAGAUCCCCAGGGCUCAGGCUGAGGAUUCUGGGAGAUAUACGUGCUUGGCGGUGAACGAGGCGGGAGAGGACUCCAUCCAGUAUGACGUCAGAGUGCUGGUGCCCCCCUCAAUCCGCGGGGUGGACCGUGACCUACCUGAGGAGAUGGUGAUCCAGGUGAAUAAGACCACAGUGUUGGAGUGUCAAGCGGACGGAAGUCCCACCCCUAAAAUCACCUGGCUGAAGGACAGUCAGCCAAUAAGCCCUAAAGGACCCCACAGACUGCUGUCCAAUGGACGCUCCCUGCAGGUGGUGAAUGCCCAGGUGACAGACACAGGACACUAUGUGUGUGUGGCUGAUAACCUGGCGGGAAGCGCAGAGAAAUCCUUCAAUCUCAACGUCCAUGUCCCCCCCACCAUAGUGGGAGCUAGCCCAGAGAAUGUGACGGUGGUGGUGAAUAACUUUGUGUCUCUGACUUGUGAGGCUACUGGGUUCCCCCCUCCCUCUCUGAGCUGGGUCAAAGACAGGAGUCCUGUACAGGCCAAUACCAACGCACUCAUCAUGCCAGGUGGACGCACCCUGCAGAUUCUGAGGGCUAAAAUGUCUGACGGGGGGAUGUACAGCUGUGUAGCCAUGAACCCUGCUGGAGAGGCCAGGAAACUCCUCCACCUCACUGUGUUUGUCCCUCCCAGUAUCAGAGACAGCAGUGGGGACUCUCCUGUGGUGGUGAGUGUGCGUGUGGGCAACUCAGUGACUCUGGAGUGUGAGUCCAACGCUGUGCCCCCUCCCACCAUCACCUGGUACAAGAACGGUCGGAUGGUGACAGAGUCUGCCAACCUCCGCAUCCUGGCACAGGGACAGAUGCUGGAGCUGAAGGGUGCAGAGGUGUCUGACACUGGCCAGUACGUCUGCAAGGCCACCAACGUGGCCGGACAGGUGGACAAGAACUUCCACCUCAACAUCUACGUGCCCCCCAAUAUAGACGGUCCAGUGGAGGAGAAGAUAGUGGAGACCAUCAGCAACCCUGUCACCUUUGCCUGUGACGCCACGGGCAUCCCCCCUCCCAGCCUCAUUUGGCUCAAGAACGGUCGGACCAUAGAGAACUCAGAGUCUCUGGAGUUGCACAUCCUGUCUGGAGGGAGCAAGCUGCAGAUCGCCCGCUCCCAGCUCUCAGACUCUGGCACCUACACCUGUAUGGCUUCCAACGUGGAGGGCAAGGCUCGAAAGAGUUACCACCUCACCAUACAAGUCCCUCCCAGCAUCUCAGGAUCGGAGAUGCCCAGUGAGGUGGGGGUGCUGCUGAAUGACAGCAUCCAGCUGGUGUGUCUCUCUCAGGGAACCCCGCCCCCCUCCAUCCAGUGGCUGAAGGAUGGAAAGGCCCUCAAGGCAGGAUCCAGGGGACUCAGGAUCAGUCUAGAUGGCAGCACUCUGACUGUGUCUGGAGCUCACACCUCUGACAGUGGGAAGUACACCUGUGUAGCCACCAACAAGGCUGGAGAAGAGGACCGGAUAUUCAACCUCAAUGUCUAUGUGCCUCCUGUGAUCAAGGGGAACAGUGAUACGGCUGUGGUUUUUACCACCGUUCUAGACAGCUCCAUCAACAUAGAGUGUGUUGCCGUGGGUUACCCUCCACCUCAGCUCAACUGGCUGAAGAACGGACUGCCUCUCCCUGUCUCCUCACAGAUACGCCUGCUCUCUGGCGGACAGGUGCUCAGGAUUGCGAGGGCUCAAGUCUCAGACGGCGGCACCUUUACCUGUGUGGCAUCCAACAGGGCUGGUGUGGACAACAGGCACUACAACCUACAGGUUCACGUUCCUCCCAGUCUGGACGGGGUGGGGAGUAAGGAGGAUGUGACGGUGGUGAGAGGGAACCUGGCCUCCCUACUAUGUAUAGCUGAUGGAACUCCAAGCCCCUCCAUGUCCUGGAUGAGAGAGGGGGAGGCCCUGGUCCCUGGACCCCACGUCAAGCUGCUCAAUGUGGGCACCACGGUACAGAUCAUCCAGGCCAGGGUGGAGGAUACGGGACGCUACACCUGUGUGGCAAGAAACAGCGCUGGCCAAGCCAGCCGACACUUCCACCUCAAAGUACUGGACCCCCCUCGUAUCAACGGUUCAGGCGUGGCAGCGGAGGUGUCGGUGGUAGUGAACCAUGUUCUGGAGCUGCUGUGUGAAGCCACAGGUAUCCCCACCCCCACCCUCACCUGGAUGAAGGACGGACGGCCGCUCCCCCAGACAGACAGCCUGCGCGUCCUCAGAGGAGGGGAGGUGCUCAGGAUCUCCUCCCCACAGCUGGAGGACACAGGGAGGUACACCUGUCUGGCCAACAGUCCUGCAGGAGACGACGAUAAAGACUUCCUGGUCCGCGUGCAUGUUCCCCCUAACAUCGCUGGGGAGAGCACGCCACAGAAUGUGUCAGUGCUGCAGAACAGACAGGUGACUCUGGAGUGCAAGUCAGACGCUGUCCCUCCCCCAGCACUCACAUGGCUCAAAGACGGCAAGCCACUCCAGGCCUCCCCUCGUGUGCGUAUACUGUCCAAUGCGCGUUACCUCCAGAUCAACAUGGCUGAGCUGGGGGAUGGAGCUCAGUACACCUGUGUAGCCAGCAACAUUGCUGGCAAGACCACACGACAGUUCAAUCUGGCUGUUAAUGUUGCUCCCACCAUAGCAGAGGGCCCUCUGACUGUAGCCGUCCACAUAGACCAGCCUGUGGUGUUGGAGUGUAUUGUGAGUGGAGUGCCCGCCCCCCGCGUCACCUGGAGGAAACAUGGAGCCAUUCUGGCAGGAACCAACCCCAGGUACAUGUUUGCUGAGGAUGGCUCGCUCCACGUCCCCUCAGCCCAGGUGACUGAUACAGGAAGGUAUCUGUGUAUGGCCACCAACCAGGCUGGGACACAACGCAAGAGAGUCGACCUGCAAGUCCACGUUCCCCCCUCUAUCUCCCGCGGUCCCACCAACAUAACCGUGACAGUGAACGUUCAGACUACCCUCUCCUGCGAGGCUACGGGCAUCCCCAAGCCCACGGUCAGCUGGACCAAGAACGGUCAAACACUCAACACAGACCACAACCAGAAUAUGUACAGGUUAUUGUCGUCAGGUUCUCUGGUGGUCAUAGCCCCCACAGUGGAGGACACAGCUGAGUAUGAGUGUGUGGUGUCUAACGAGGCCGGAGAGGAGGCCAGAGCCAUACAGCUCACUGUCCAGGUUCCUCCCUCCAUAGCGGAUGAAGCCACAGAGCUGGUGGUGAGCAGACUGUCCCCACUGGUGAUUGGCUGUACUGCGUCAGGAGUCCCAGAGCCCAUGCUGCACUGGAGUAAAGAUGGGAUGAAACUCCCCGAGGAGGGGAACGGUUACAGCAUCCUGUCCUCAGAGGUGCCAGUGAUCCAGGUCCACCCCUCCACUAUGGAUGUGAUCGUUAACAACCCCAUCACCCUCCCCUGCAGAGCUACUGGCUCCCCACUUCCCACCAUCACCUGGCAGAAAGAGGGCAUCAACAUCCCCAGCACCGAAGGUGUCUUCACCGUGCUGCCUAACGGUGGGCUGCAGAUCUCCAGAGCUGCUGUGGUAGACUCAGGAACAUAUAUGUGUGUGGCCCAGAACCCUGCUGGCACCGCUCUGGGCAAGACCAAACUCAGAGUACAAGUCCCUCCAGUGAUCAGCUCCCAGACCCAGAGUUACCUGGUUACCCUGGACUCCUCUGUCACCAUGCUGUGCCAAGCUGAAGGCUCUCCCUCACCCUCCAUGGCCUGGCAUAAAGACGGGCAGCCUCUCAGCGAGUCUGUGCGCAAGCGGGUCCUGAGCUCGGGGUCUCUGCAGAUAGCAUUCGCCCAGCCCGGGGACACGGGUCGAUACACCUGCACCGCAGCUAACGCAGCUGGCACCAGCAGUCUGGAGAUGAGCCUAACUGUACAGAUCCCUCCCUCUAUCCGUAGAGGGGAGUCGGAGGUGUCUGUGGUGGAGAACAGCCAGGCCCAGAUAGCGUGCGUGGCAGAGGGGGUCCCCCAGCCCACCCUGUCCUGGGAGAAGGAGGGGACCCCCUUGAGCGACACCUCUGGAGAGUACACCAUCCUGCCUUCUGGGGAGCUGGUCAUCGACAUCGCUCAGCCUGAUGAUGAGGGCAGCUACACCUGUGUGGCCACUAACACGGUAGGUCAGGACAGCCAGACGAUCAGUUUGACCGUCCACACCCAGCCUGCCUUCACUGAGCUGCUGGCAGACAUGGCCCUCAACAAGGGAGAGCGCCUAGUAAUGGCCUGUGGGGUCACCGGCAUCCCCCCUCCUAAAAUCACCUGGGCUUUCAACAACAUCAUCAUCCCAGCUCACUAUGACCAUGUGAAUGGACAUAGUGAGCUGGUCAUUGAGCGGGUUACCAAAGACAACUCGGGAACCUACUCCUGUAUUGCUGAGAACCGUGUGGGAACCAUCAAGUCCCUGGGCUUUGUCUACGUCAAAGAGCCCCCCAUCAUUGACGGGGACUUCCACUCCAACCGAAUCGAGCCUCUGGGGGGUAACGCCAUCCUAAACUGUGAGGUACGAGGAGACCCCCUGCCCACCAUCCAGUGGAGCAAGAAGGGUGUCAACAUCCAGAUCAGCAACCGUAUCCACCAGCUGGACAACGGUUCUCUGGCCAUCUACGGCACCGUGAAUGAAGAUGCAGGGAACUAUAUGUGUGUGGCCACCAACGAUGCUGGGGUGGUGGAGAAGAGUGUCACUCUCACCCUGCAGAGCUCUCCCUCCAUCACAGUAGAGCCGGUAGAGACGGUGGUAGACGCUGGCACCACGGUGCUACUGAACUGUCGUGCGGAAGGGGAGCCCACUCCUGUCAUCGAGUGGUCCCGCCAGGGGAGCCCUCUCCUGGGUAACGAGCGCUUCACCACCCUUUCCAACGGCUCUCUGAGGCUGACCAGCGCCCAGAAGGAAGACACGGCCGAGUAUCAGUGUGUGGCCAGGAACCUCCUGGGUUCUAUGCUGGUCAGAGUCACUCUCACUGUCAGAGUGCACGGAGGGUUCUCAGAGUGGAUGGAGUGGGGCCCCUGCAGUGUGUCCUGUGGUGUCGGGACUCAGCGGAGGCUGAGGCAGUGUAACAACCCCCUGCCUGCCAACGGGGGUCGCCACUGUGUCAAUUCGGACACAGAGACACGCAGCUGCCAGGGCAAGCCCUGUCCAGUGGAUGGUAACUGGUCAGAGUGGUCAGAGUGGGAAGAGUGUUCUCGUACCUGUGGCCAGGGCAACAGGACCAGGGUGCGCACCUGCACCAACCCCUCCGUGCAGCAUGGGGGCAGACCCUGUGAGGGCAAGGCAGUGGAGGCCAUCAUGUGUAGCAUCAGGCCCUGUCCUGUGGCAGGUAACUGGGGGGCGUGGUUGCCAUGGAGCUCGUGCAGUGAGACGUGCGGUAAAGGGAUGCAGACCAGAGUGCGUCUGUGUAACAACCCCCCUUCCUCAUUCCACGGGCCACCGUGUGAAGGCCCCGACACACAGACACAACUCUGCAAGGAGAGACACUGUCCUGUGGAUGGGAAGUGGUCAUCGUGGGUGAGCUGGGGGGCCUGCAGUGUCUCCUGUGGGGGUGGAACCAGACAACGGACACGCCUCUGUGCCAGCCCCGCCCCCCAGCACAGGGGCAGGCAGUGUGAGGGUAACGACGUGCACAUCGACUUCUGCAACAGUGACCCGUGCCCUGUUCAUGGUAACUGGGGUCUGUGGAGUAGUUGGGGCAGCUGCAGCAGGACGUGUAAUGGAGGACAGAUGAAGCGCUACAGAACAUGUGACAACCCCAGACCCGCCAAUGGGGGCAGAGCAUGUGCCGGGGCAGACUCACAGAUACAGAGGUGCAGCACAGCCAACUGCCCUGUGGAUGGCAACUGGGGAGCGUGGCAGCCCUGGGGAGAAUGCUCCGCCUCCUGUGCGGGCGGAGAGAGAACUCGAGUCAAACUCUGUAAUAACCCAUCGCCUAGCAACGAGGGCCGCCUCUGCCCAGGAGACUCCACCCAGGUGUCCAGGUGUAACGGCCAAGCGUGUCCAGGUGGGCCUCAGAAGGCAAGAGGCAGCAUCAUAGGAAACAUUAACAACGUGGAGUUUGGAAUUGCCAUCCUCAACGCCACCAUCUCUGACAACCAAUCUGGAGGCAGGGUUAUACACGCCACCAUCUCCAAUGUACCUCGGAGCCUGGGCCCAGCUAUGAGGAAGCUGAUCUCCAUCCUGAACUCCAUCUAUUGGACGACGGCUCAGGAGCUAGGGGAGGCAGUGAACGGCUACUCUCUGACCAGAGGUGUGUUCAGACGGGAGACACAGGUGGAGUUUGCCACAGGUGAGAUCCUGAGGAUGACCCAUGUGGCUCGGGGGCUGGACUCAGACGGAGCACUGCUAUUGGAUAUCGUGCUGAAUGGACACAUUCUGCAGCUGCCGUCUAAUGCUGACAUCAGCAUCAAAGACUACACAGAGGACUACAUUCAGACUGGUCCAGGCCAGCUGUAUGCUCUCUCCACCCGGAUGUUCAGUAUUGACCGGGUCAGUGUGCCCUACUCCUGGAACCACACAAUCACCUACGACCCUGCCAAGGGAAAGAUGCCCUACCUGGUGGAGACUCUCCAUGCCUCGGCCAUCAGCGCCCACUACCGCCCCCUAGAGGAAGUCCUGGAAUACAAGCUCCACGCCACCAUCACCAAGGGUGACCGUAGUAACCAGUGUCCCGUUGGCUUCAGGCUGGACUCUGCAGGACCCUACUGUGCAGAUGAGGAUGAGUGUAAGGAGAGGAGCCCUUGUUCUCAUGUCUGUCACAAUGCCAUGGGAACCUACUAUUGCUCCUGUCCCCGAGGACUCACCAUCUCAGCUGACGGCAGGACCUGUCAGGACAUUGAUGAGUGUUCUCUGGGUGGGCACAUGUGCCAUGACGGGCAGGACUGUGAGAACACCAUUGGCUCCUACCGCUGUGUGAUGCGCUGUGGGCGGGGCUUCAGAAGGACAGCCGAUGGACACAGUUGCCAAGAUGUCAAUGAGUGCCAGGAGUCUAACCCGUGUAACCAGCACUGUCUGAACACCAUCGGUAGCUACCGCUGUGCCUGUGAGCCCGGGUACCAACUCAGGAACCGCCGCUGUAUAGACAUAAACGAGUGCAGACAGAGGGUGUGUCGUUCAGACCAGCAGUGUAAGAACAUGCGGGGAAGCUACACCUGUAUUGACCUUUGCCCUGCUGGCAUGACCAAAGGUGCCAACGGGACGUGUGUGGAUAUAGAUGAAUGCAGAGACGGGACACAUCAGUGCAGAUACAACCAGAUCUGUGAGAACAGCAGAGGGAGCUACCAUUGUACCUGCCCCAGGGGCUAUCGCUCUCAGGGUGUAGGACGCCCCUGUGUGGACAGUAAUGAGUGUGAGCAUGCGCCCCAGCCCUGCGCGCACCAGUGCCUCAACACCCCCGGCAGCUUCAAGUGUGUGUGCCCGCCAGGGCUCCACCUGCUUGGGGAUGGAAAGUCCUGCGCGGGGCUGGAGAAGCUGCCUCCCAGCUACCAGAGCUUCUCAUACGGCUACAGCUCCUCCCAGGACUCCCCUGAGCGGAGCGCCUUCCAGCGCCAGUACCACAGCCUGGCCUCUCAGAGCUACCCCUCCUACGCUGCCACAGGGGGGCGCUAUAGGCAGCGUAGACGCAGGGAGGCCCUGGCCUGUCCGCAGGGGUACGAGGCCAGGGGUGGCAGUUGCCUAGACAUCAACGAGUGUGAGGUGAGGGACACGUGCCAGCAUGAGUGUAUGAACACUCCAGGGAGCCAUAGGUGUCAGUGUCCAGCCGGCUACCGCCUCAUGACCAAUGGCAAGACCUGCCAAGAUAUAGAUGAGUGUCUGGAGCAGAAUGUCCAGUGUGGGACCAACAGGAUGUGCUUUAACAUGAGAGGAAGUUACCAGUGUAUCGAUACACCCUGCCCACCUAACUACCAGAGAGACCCAGCAACAGGGUUCUGUCUGAAGAAAUGCCCUCCCAACGACCUGGAGUGUGCACUAAGCCCUUACGCACUGGAGUACAAGCUGCUGUCCCUCCCCUUUGGCAUUGCGGCCAAUCAGGACCUGAUCCGGCUGGUGGCGUACACGCAGGACGGCGUGGUGCACCCCCGUACCUCCUUCCUGGUGGUGGACGAGGACGUGACGUUACCCUUCGCCCUGCGAGACGAGAACCUGAAAGGGGUGCUGUUCACAACCAGGGCCCUCCGAGAGCCCCACACCUUCAGGAUGAAGGUUCGCUCCCUGUCCUACAGCGCUGACGGAGGCAUCGAGUACCAGACCACCUUCAUCGUCUACAUCGCCGUCUCCGCCUAUCCCUACUGAGAGCACUUUAAAGGGAGGGUGGGGCACUGAAAAGGUUGCGACCUCUGUAUGCAGCACCACUGCGAACAAGCAUGUGUGUGGAUGUAUGUAUGUGUGUGUGUGUGUGGUUGGUUGGUAAAGCUGCCACAUAAGUAAAUGGGAACUAGUAGAAAAAGACUGUUCAUAUAUGAGAACUACUAAGGUGGGACAGGAGAACAGCACUGCAAUCCCAGGAGGCAAAUUAAGAGAUGACUCAACACUCAUCCCUGGUGCACACCAAAGAGUUUACAGAAUAGCGAGUUCCCCUCGGAUGGAAGUAAACAUCUAUUUAUUGGCCAGAUACCUUAAGUAGAAUCCUGUUCUCUCCAAUGUUAAGGGGCUUUGUGGAACUAUAAUGAAUUGUUUGACCCUCUUGUACUUUACACUGCCCUCUCCCAUCCACAAGGUGUUGUGAUCUUUACAGAUGACCCAGACUGCUUCUCCAGGUCCCAUGAUGAGUCCACCGUUGGUCCAGAAUGUAGUCUUCCUCCCCUCCUCCUCUCCUCAGGCUUAAAGUGGUAGAGACAAGAAACAUUAGCGAGCCUUUAUUUACAUCUACCUAUUAACUUAUUGGGAAGUGCUUGAAUACCAAAAAAAGGGUCAGUUCCCUCCUUUGCGUAACUCUUUGGCUGGUUGGUCGCAAAAUGUUGUGACAUCAGACCGGAGAACAGAGCAAAUCAUUUGAUUGGUCUGAAAUGGUGCCUGUAGAGACUUGUUGGCAAGAGGAGUUUGACUGUGUAUCAGUCAGACUUAGAUCGACAUUGCACCAUUGUAUCACAUCUCUUUGGUCAAACUCUUGCCCACCUCAGGUAAUCACCCCUCUUCCUCAUCCCCAGAGUACACAACACACUCCAUUACCUGUGUGUCCGAUAGGAACAGUAGUGGUCAUUACUUCAUUACAGUCAAUACAAUCACAACAUUAAAGGUUCAUAGGAUUCUUUUAACCACUUCCUCCUUCGUCAGUUACCAAGAUGUAUUCUAUUUUUAGGAUUUGUAUAGAAGUGUUGGAUUUUUCUUGUAAUGUAUUUCUAUACUGUAUUUUACUGUAUUACAUUUUUAUAAAAAAUAAAAGAUAUACAAUCAUGAUAA
Molecule: messenger RNA, 18240 nt
Organism: Oncorhynchus keta (chum salmon)
Lineage: Eukaryota; Metazoa; Chordata; Actinopteri; Salmoniformes; Salmonidae
Gene: hmcn1
Product: hemicentin 1
Exons: 105
Coding region: 337-17133 (5598 amino acids)
Biological process (GO): homophilic cell-cell adhesion; synapse organization
Cellular component (GO): plasma membrane; neuronal cell body; axon
Molecular function (GO): axon guidance receptor activity; calcium ion binding
Source: RefSeq, a predicted model, not a curated record